GUGUACUCGGCUCGCGGCGCGCAGUGAAGAUGGCGGGCGCCUGAGGUCGCUCGUGCUGCGCCAUGUCCGCGCCCGCGCCGCCGCCCGGCCGCAGCCCGCGCCGCCGCGGCCACCAGCACCACCCGCGCCUCCGCGGCGACCGCGCCCCCGCCCCCGCCCCCGCGCCCUCCGUCCCGCCGCCCAGUGCUAGUGAAUCUCCCCCCGUGACAAGGACAAACAGUGACGAUGCACUUUCGAAUCGUAGCGCGCUCGAGGACGUUAUAAACUAUGAACAAAUCGAAUUCGAAACUCGAAUACCUGACGUGGACUCGCGCGCGAGCUCCGAUGACGAGGUCCCGUGCCUCGAGCAGCGGUCGCCGGGCGACGGGGCCUGCGAGGACGACGACCCGGAGACGGCGGCGCUGGCCCAGCUGCGCUGCCCCAGCGAGUGCACGGAGGCGCUGGCGGCGCGCGAGUCCCGCCGCCGCCGCCGCUGCGCCGACUACCCCGGCCUCGCCUUCGGCAGCUCCAUAUUCUCCUCCGACACCAUGAUGAAGUUUUCCCUCAUCAAAAACGAGCUGCAGAACAUCAAGAACACGGCUCUGAAGAGGGCGGAGUCUGAGGUGGCUGCGCUGAACCGGCGCAUCCAGCUGCUGGAGGAGGACCUGGAGAGGUCGGAGGAGCGCCUCGCCACCGCCACCGCCAAGCUGUCGGAGGCCAGCCAGGCCGCCGACGAGUCGGAACGCGCCCGCAAGGUGCUUGAGAACAAGUCGCUGGCUGAUGAAGAGCGCAUGGACGCCCUGGAGAACCAGCUUAAGGAGGCCCGCUUCCUCGCUGAGGAGGCCGACAAGAAAUACGAUGAGGUCGCUCGUAAGCUCGCCAUGGUUGAGGCUGAUCUGGAGCGCGCGGAGGAGCGCGCCGAGACCGGCGAAUCCAAAAUCGUCGAGCUUGAGGAGGAGCUCCGCGUUGUCGGCAACAACCUGAAGUCCCUUGAGGUCUCUGAGGAGAAGGCGAUGGCGACCCGCGAUCACGUCGAGGAUAAGAUCCACCACCUCUCACAGAAGCUGACGCAAGCUGAGGCUCGCGCUGAAUUCGCUGAGCGUUCCGUGCAGAAACUCCAGAAGGAGGUCGACAGGCUCGAAGACGAAGUGAUUGACGAGCGCAGUAAGUACAAGGCGAUCGCAGAAGAAGUGGACCAGACAUUUGCUGACCUCUCCGGAUACUAAACCUGGACGCUUCCGUAUCCGGAGCCGCCAUUUUGUGCGAAAAGGCGGGAAAAUUGUGGAAUCGACGACAGUAGUUCAAAAUGUGUGUGAGUGUGCUCGGCAAAAGUUAUGAAAGAUUUUAUCGAUGCUUCCAAGUAUGCUUUGCACCAAAAGAUGCCAGAAAUCGAUAGAUAAAUCACAUCUGAAGGUGUUUUUUUAAUGUUAAUGAUGAAGUCAUCGACUUGGUGAAAAUUUUAUUAAUGGCCUUUUACAAGUUCUGCAUUGUCUAGCUAGAUAUUUAAUUUAGUAUCGAAAAUAACUGUCCAUAUUAAAGUUAAGACACGAUGACACAAAUUAAAACUACACAUAGAUAAAAUAUACAGAUCUAGGCAUUCUUGCCUAGCGCUAUGGUAGGUAUGGUACGUUGGUACCUACCUACUUGCUUUGAAUGCCUUAUUUUUGCCCGCUGUAACCUAGGUACAGGUACUUACUAAUUACUCUGAGGUACCGACUGCUUACAUCAAAGCUAUGUAAAAAAUAUUCUAGGUGGUUGUUGAUAAAUAUUUGGAAGACAUUACUUAACUAAAAUUGUUUUUGAAUACUGUACAAAAUACAAAAAUAUAAGUACCUGGUAAGGUAAGUUAAAUAAACGUACUGCCGUAGUUACCAACAUAGAGACAUUUUAUACCUGACCUGAUAUAAAUACCUUCUUACUUUAUCAGGGACAUGGUUGCAUUAAGUUCUAGGGAUCUUUGAAAGAGAAAUAAAAAAAUAUGCUCAUUUUAACAAUACAUACCUACCUAAAUACUUUAUAAUAAAAAUAUAAACUACUACUUUUUACUGCAUUAUUAGCACUGCCGCCAAUAGUCCUUUUUAUGUACUUAAGUAAACAUUUUUGUACCUACAGACGUAGAAUAUCUAUACAGCUACCUACCUAUAGGAUAUUAUUAUGGAUGGAAUAUUAUUUUAAGGCUUUAAUCGGUAUUUCUUUUGGAAAAAUGUAAGUCUUGUGAUAAACUGUAACAGAUGAAAAUUUUAAAUGAUUGUGCAUUUGUGACUUUUGUAAGAAGUUUUUUGUCUUUGAAUUUAUUGGGUAUUAAAAAUGCUAAAUAUUUUAGCCGCUUUCAGGGGUUAUAUAAUUUUAUCGAAGCUGAUGUUUGAAGUUUUUAAUAAAUACUAAUAUUCUAACUUCUUA
Messenger RNA from Plutella xylostella (diamondback moth), 2379 nucleotides. RefSeq names its product tropomyosin 1 (gene Tm1). The record is from RefSeq and is a predicted model, not a curated record. NCBI's taxonomy places the organism in Eukaryota, Metazoa, Arthropoda, Insecta, Lepidoptera, Plutellidae.